AUGUCCCUCAAGACGCAUUUCAAAUUCGUGCUCGUCGUCAUUAUCUACUUUGCUCAUAUCUAUUUUCGACGGUUACCGAUUACGCUAUUGCCGCUGAUCAGGGAAGAAAUUGUGCUGACAAGUGAUGAUAUUGGCAUCCUCGUAUCCUCUCAUGCACUUUUAUACACCAUUGGACGCCUUCUAUUCGGAAUGGCUUCGGAUAGAUACUCAAAAGUAGCUCUACUGCUCAUUGGACUCAUCACAUGUGCUGCUUGCUCCAUUGGAUUGGCAUUCUCGAAUCAUUUAUGGCAAAUGCUGAUAGCUAUGAUGCUUCUAGGAAUCGUUCAAGGUGCUGGAUGGGUUCCAGCGACUCUUCUUGUCCAGUCAUGGUACUCGAAAUCCACAUAUGGUACCAUGUUCUCGAUCCUGGCUUGUGGUUCAACUUUCGCUGGAAUCCUCCAACCAUUCUCUAAGAAAUUCUACUGGCGUCAAGUGGAAUUGUACACUGGAGCGGGAAUGCUUCUCUUCUCGGUUGUCUGCUACUUCGCUCUACGGGAGGAUAAUGUAUCCCCGAAGCGAGAGGAAGAGGAAGAAGAAGAGGAAGAUCCAAAUCCAGAGAAACCAAAAAAGAAGGGAGGAUUGAGAACGAUUGUUGGGUCCCUGGUCAUUUGGCAUAUUUCGUUUGUCUAUCUUUUUACUAUGGAGGUAAACGCUUUUCAAAUCACCUAUGAAAUCGGAGGACUUGUUGGAACCAUGGCUUCUGGCAUCGUGAUCGAUUUGGCUACUCGCAAAUUCGAUGUGGAUGCUACUAGACGUGUCAUCGCUGUGUCUUAUACUUGUCUGAUGAUGUUCUCUGCAGCUGGAAUCUUUGAAUUCGCUGAGUUGAGCUCAAUCUUUGGAUUCUUGGCUGGAAUGUUUGUGAACGGAUCGAUCAAUGUCUGGUGUAUGAUUGCAUCUCAAGCUGGAUUCAAGAACAUUCAAGGAACAGUGAGCGCCUUCAUUUCUUUCAUUGCUAGCUCUGGUUCCAUGCUUGCUGGAAGUCCACUGGCUUUCCUCAUCAGCGUCUUCGGAUGGCGAAUCUUCCUCUACAUCUUUGGAAUCCAACUCAUCAUUGUCCUCAUUGUGUCCUCAUUCCGUGUACGUCUUCGUAUGGAUGUUGGAGAAAAAGCUGCUUCCAAUGAAAUUGACGAAGAAGAAGGGUCCGGAGUCUGCAGCACCGUCGUGGAUUCAAAACAAAACUUGACGAGUCUGAAUAAGGAAACCAGGAUUUCCAUGCUGUUCGCUCUCUAUGCUACGAAGAAGAUCAAGCCAUUCAAGGAUAUUUUGUCAUCAUCCAAUAAUAAGGUUUAG
Molecule: messenger RNA, 1329 nt
Organism: Caenorhabditis briggsae
Lineage: Eukaryota; Metazoa; Nematoda; Chromadorea; Rhabditida; Rhabditidae
Exons: 4
Coding region: 1-1329 (442 amino acids)
Biological process (GO): glucose-6-phosphate transport; phosphate ion transmembrane transport
Cellular component (GO): endoplasmic reticulum membrane
Molecular function (GO): glucose 6-phosphate:phosphate antiporter activity
Source: RefSeq, a predicted model, not a curated record